Pocillopora meandrina is the source of this 609-nucleotide messenger RNA. The record is from the annotation of a GenBank genome assembly. NCBI's taxonomy places the organism in Eukaryota, Metazoa, Cnidaria, Anthozoa, Scleractinia, Pocilloporidae.
AGAAAGACAUCAAAGCCGCCAGCGCUGAGACUGGCAACUUGGAAUGUCAGGACCAUGUGCCCUGGCCUCUCCGACAAUCUCCAGCAGAUCGAUGACUCAAGGAAGACAGCAGUCAUCAGCCGAGAGCUCAAGAGGCUCAACAUUGACAUAGCAGCACUGCAGGAAACUAGACUUCCAUCCAAUGGCAGCCUGAAAGAGGAGGACUAUACUUUCUUCUGGCAGGGGAAAGCUCCAGAGGAGCAUCGUGUGCAUGGUGUAGGCUUUGCAGUUAGGAACUCCCUACUGCCCUCAGUUGAACCACCCUCAGAAGGCACAGCCCGCAUCCUUUCCCUUCGCCUCACAACAACCUCAGGCCCUGUGAACAUCAUGAGCACCUAUGCCCCCACGCUUUGCUCUACAGCAGAGGCUAAGGACGAGUUCUACAGCCAGCUUGAGACUGCCAUCAAGGAAAUACCCCCCUCAGAACACCUGUACCUGCUUGGCGAUUUCAACGCCCGGAUUGGUUCAGACUUCACCUCCUGGCCUCGAUGCAUCGGCCACUUUGGCGUAGGCAAACUCAACGAGAACGGGCAGCGUCUCCUCGAGCUAUGCUCCUUCCAUGACCUCUGC